Molecule: messenger RNA, 975 nt
Organism: Aureobasidium melanogenum CBS 110374
Lineage: Eukaryota; Fungi; Ascomycota; Dothideomycetes; Dothideales; Saccotheciaceae
Product: Aldo/keto reductase
Exons: 2
Coding region: 1-975 (324 amino acids)
Biological process (GO): glutathione biosynthetic process
Cellular component (GO): glutamate-cysteine ligase complex
Molecular function (GO): glutamate-cysteine ligase catalytic subunit binding; enzyme regulator activity
Source: RefSeq, a predicted model, not a curated record
AUGACGGCCGAAACCAUUAUUCUAUCCACUGGCAAUACCAUGCUUCAACAAGGCGUGGGUGCCGCCGAUAAUUCCCAUACCGAACUCACUUGGAGUCUACGCGACAACUUCGAAGGCUCAAAGAACGAGGCCAAAGAGCUGUCUCAAGAGAAGGCUGAAUCUAUCGAUUGGAUCUCAUACUCGAACGAUGCCAAGACCAUGUACAUCCCACGCCUCGACUUCACCAACAGCUCCCUACAUGAAGAGCGCGAACAAUAUGAUAUAACUGCAAAGGUCUUCUUCCUCUCCGAUGAGGACACUUCUGCAAGAGAGGAGCAUCUUCGCCAAGCUGUCGAUCUGGUUCAGAAAGAGUUGCACAUGCCCAACGUCGAUCUCUUGAUUGUUUCCUUCCCUGGAGUCUACUUUGACGAGGAGAGCGAAUGCUGUCCAGACAAGAUCAAGAGCAGAGGAACAAAGGAAUCUUCUCCCGAGCCAGUCGACGAUCAAUUGGAGACCUGGAAACUGGUCGAGAAGCUGCACAAAGAUGGAUUGGUACGAAGACUUGGUGUCUCCGAAUUUGGCGCGAACCGCUUGCAACCCUUCCUCGACAAGGCAAGUGUCAAGCCCUCGGUCAACCAGAUCAGCUUGCGCGACUGCUGCAGUGUACCCCAGCCCCUGUCCAGUCUCGCUAAGAGCAAAAACGUCGAGUUGUAUGUCAACAAUGACUCGGUCAACAUCAUGCCUCGUGGCACAAUCAGGGGUCUACUCGAUAACGAAGGUGCUGGUGUCCUAUCGCAAGCCUCGGAGAAGGUUGGUGAGAAGAGAAAGAGACAAGAGAAUGGUCAAAAGAUGGAAGGCCAGGUUAUCCCUCAAUGGGUCAUCAAAUACACUGCAGUCGUGAAGAACCGAGGCGUGGUCGAGAAUAAGGGCUAUUUCGCAUGCGCAAAGUAUGUCGAAGUUGAUGAGAAAGCCUCUACCAACGGACAUGCCAACUAG